AUGACAUCGCCUCUCUCUCUCGCUCUCGCCUGGUCUGAUACUCCCAUCUACAAUCAACAUUAUCCUCUACCUUCUCUCCUAUCCGUUCUCCCAUCCACACGUAACAUCACAUAUUCCAUCAUCAUCAAGUUCAUCAACACUCUUGCCUUGGCCACUUCGGUGUCUGCCGUUGCUCUUCCUGAGACUCGCACAUCCGGCGGCUUGGAGCGUCGCGGUCACCGCGGCAAUUCCGACAACUGGGCUGGUGUUAUCAAGAAGGCUGCCGGCGUCAAGACCGUCACUGGCACCAUGGGGAUGCCCACCAUUAAGAAUGGAGCCGAGGACUCUGCCGUCUCUGCCUGGGUCGGUAUUGACGGCAACACUUGCUCCACUGGCGCUCUGCUCCAGACUGGUGUUGAUAUCCUGGGCGAUGGCACAUUUUCUCCCUGGGUCGAGUGGUACCCCAAUGAUCUUAUCAAGCUCACCGACUUUGUCGUCAAUGCGGGCGACAAGAUCAAGAUGACUGUUACCGCAACCAGCACUACUGCUGGCUCGGCCAAGCUCGAGAACUUGACCACUGGCAACUCGUCCAGCCACGACUUCGCCAAGGGUCCCGCUGCCCUCUGCUUGGCCGAGGCAGACUGGAUUCUUGAGGAUUACGACGACGAUAACAGCGGCAAGAUCAAGCCUCUGGUUAACUUUGGAACCGUCAGCUUCACCGGCGCCUCUGCUUCUGGUGGUUCUGAUGGCACAGUCGGCCCCGACAAGGGCGAGAUUAUCACCUUGACUGACUCCAAGGGCAAGGCCAAGACCUCUUGCUCUGUCAAGACAAACACUGUUACCUGCAGCUACAACGCUUAA
Molecule: messenger RNA, 840 nt
Organism: [Torrubiella] hemipterigena
Lineage: Eukaryota; Fungi; Ascomycota; Sordariomycetes; Hypocreales; Clavicipitaceae
Source: the annotation of a GenBank genome assembly